This is a messenger RNA of Siniperca chuatsi (mandarin fish), 1383 nucleotides long. It is a transcript of the gene ltc4s, whose product is annotated as leukotriene C4 synthase. NCBI's taxonomy places the organism in Eukaryota, Metazoa, Chordata, Actinopteri, Centrarchiformes, Sinipercidae. The transcript has 5 exons. Gene Ontology annotation, cellular component: nuclear envelope; endoplasmic reticulum; membrane. Gene Ontology annotation, biological process: leukotriene biosynthetic process. The record is from RefSeq and is a predicted model, not a curated record. Gene Ontology annotation, molecular function: glutathione transferase activity; enzyme activator activity; glutathione peroxidase activity. Bases 412 to 864 code for a protein of 150 amino acids.
UCCACGCCGGCUCUGAUUUUCAGGUGAUUAAACACUGAUGAAAACACACUUAUGAAUAUAAGAGCUGCUUAUAACAGCUGCUCCUGAACGUGACACGCUGGAGCUUUAACCAAUAAAAUGAAAGAAGGGAAGCGACUCUUUGGCUGAAGCAGAUAAACCGCAUGCAACCGGAAACUGAGGGUGUUGUGUAAGCGUUGGUUGCCUAAAGAAGGUGACAAGCCAGAGGGUUUUGGGGAAAAAACUGUCUUACACAAUAUCUGCCUUACCUGUCAGUUGGUCAGUGAGCUUUUGCCCCGCCCCCCUGCAGGUGUGCUCUCUCUCUCCCUUUCUCUGUGUGUCUUAACCUCACAGCGUUUCAGUGCUCAGGUGUUUGUCUCACCUGUCGUCCUGGCUCGUCCUCUCGCUGCAGAGAUGUUGGAGGAGGCGGUCGGCCUCGCCGCUGUGACCAUGCUGGGCGUCCUGGAGCAAGCCUAUUUCUCUCUCCAGGUGAUCUACGCCAGGAGGAAGUAUUCGGUGUCUCCGCCCGCCACAUCUGGACCUCCGGAGUUUGAGAGAGUCUUCAGAGCUCAAGCCAACUGUUCGGAGUAUUUCCCGAUCUUCAUCACCGUCCUGUGGACGUCCGGAGUCUUCUUCAGCCAAGGUCUGUCUUCGGUCUGCGGUCUGCUCUAUUUAUACGGACGCUUCCGUUACUUUCGUGGAUAUUCGCAGUCGGCACAGGGACGUCUGGCUCCUCUGUAUUUCAGCGCUCAGGUGCUUUGGGUUCUGAUCGGGUUCUCGUCCCUCGGCGUUUUCCUCACGUUCUGCCGAGUUUACCUGAAGGUGGACCUGCGGCGCGAGCUCGGCUCUGCCCUCAGCCUGGUCUGAAGGAGAGCAGAAGAAAUGGAUGAAACUGUGACGCUGAUGACCUUUUGUCUGGGGUCAAAGGUCAGAAGUCAGGAGAAAAUGUGAUUUUUUUUAAUUUUAUUUGUGAUAGUAAAAUAAUGCUUCUUGAUUGGAUCAAUAUUAAAACUCAAAACUUCAGAUGUUAUUGUGUUUUAUGAGGACUUUAUAUAUAGCGGCGCUUUAUGAGUUCUUAAAUAUUUCCAAAUCUCUUAUUUAUUUAUGUUUUAUAAUGUAUCUCGUUACUGUUUCUGUUUUUAUUUAAUUCGUUUUAUUUAUUGUAUUUUAUCUUAGCUUUUACACUUUGAAGACACUUUCUGUUACUGGGCUCCGCCCUUUCCUCCCUGCCAGGAAUAUGAUUGGCCUGAAGUCACGUGACCACGUACCCAGCCCGUCAUUGGCUGAUGUGUGUGUGUGAUCGGUAGCCAUCUUAUUUAAAUGUUCUGCGUCAUUUGUUGUCAUGAACCUGAUGAAACGACAAUAAAGUUGUUAUUUAUACUAAAA